AUGCCCAAGCACGCAAAGCUCGCCCCGUUAUGCAACGUCUGCAGGCAAAUCAACCUCGCUAAUACGAACAACCGUAAACCCUUGGAAUACUCACUUGGGACAUGGGAACAAGUCAAGAAACGAGCAACGAAGCAUCCUAAAUGCCCCUUCUGCAUCUUGAUCCAAUCCUACAUUGACAACUCGGGGCUUGCCUACUUGUACCAGACGGGACCUGCAUCUAUUGAAUGGAGAGAGCAAGGUGGAUUCUUUUUUGAGACCGAUGGAAGUAAUCUGUCCUUUUUGAACGAGGACACUGCUACAUCCCCCCAUGGAUCCGCCCGAAUAGUGAAGGACACCAUCGACCCUGCGCUGAUGAGGAAAUGGAUCAGCUUGUGCGAAGAGCACCAUGGAGAGAAAUGCAGGCCCAGGAACGACGUUAUAAAGACGGCAGAGAAUCCAAACGGUGUGAAGAUCCUGCGGCUCAUCGAUACGCUGGAUCAGUGCAUCGUUGAAGCGAAACCCGGCGAUCAGUAUCUAGCUUUGAGUUACGUCUGGGGGCCAGUCAGCCCCCUCAUACGGCUCGAGCAGGGUACACUCGAUAUCUUGACACAGAAAGGGGCAUUCAAGGACCAUCGUGAUAAGGUUCCUGUGACGGUACGGGAUGCAAUGGACUUGGUCCAGAUGAUUGGACAGAGGUACCUAUGGGUUGACAGUCUCUGUCUCAUUCAGGACAACAACGAAGAUAUGUUGGACGGCGUCUCACACAUGGAUCUCGUAUAUCAAUGCUCUCUAUGCACCAUCAUCGCCAGUUAUGGAUCCGACUUCAAUGCAGGACUCCCUGGUGUACAUCCUGAUUCAAGGGACGUGUAUCAGGAAGUGUUCGAAGUUUUGCCUGGAAUAAAUAUGACGAUAAUCAAUGGGGUAUACAAUGCGAUGACGGGAACCCAUUCUAAGCGCGCGUGGACUAUGCAGGAGCUCGUAUUAUCCCACCGCACUUUGGUGUUCACCGAAGAUCGAGUAUUCUUUCGAUGUCGAUCUAACUGUUGGACUGAAGAUACUCUAUAUGAUUGUUUUCCCACUGCUAUCAAUAAAGUUCUCUCGUCAGGAGGGGAAAUCAUGUUUGCGGAGGACAACGAUAAGCACCCUCUCGCUUCGUGCAUCUUUCAUCUUUUCCGGUAUGCACCUCGAAAGCUCACCAAAAUAACCGAUACUAUCCAUGGAUUUACUGGAAUUCUUCAAUACGUCUCACGCCAGGCAAAGUCGGGCAUUCUGGAAGGCCUAUUUACAUCGUCAUUCGAUAUCAGCAUUUUAAGCUGGGAUAACUUUCCUCGAGCAACCACGCGGCCUGUUCGCCAAGAGGACUUUCCAAGUUGGUCAUGGGCAGGUUGGAAUGGAAUUAAAGACGGCUAUGCGCGCUUCUGUUAUGACGCUAACUCAACCAAUACAUGGCUGAAGACGAAAACAUAUAUAAUUUGGUAUAAACGAAGCCCAGGAACAGCGAGCUUGGAACUAGUUUGGGAUCUAUCAAAUGAGGAGACCCACGGAGCGCCAGACGAACAUACCAUUGCGUACCGUCCGACCCCCAGCGACCCAUACGGUCGCAUUAGACCUUCUUUUCUUGAUGGUCUUCAAACACAACCGACCCUGGAUGAUCCUCGCCGUGAGGAGAUCAUCAAAUCAGAGUUGACCAAACGCAAAUAUCACUUCCUCCACUUCUUCGCGUUCACAGUCGUGGUCGAAGCCUUGAAAAAACCUCCUGCAGGAUCUGAGCUGGAAAUGGCAAUGGUCUACUCUCUUAGAGGGCAAAGAGGUAAGCAAUGCGGUGGGGUUAAGCUAGACAACCCAAGGUCAAUGCAAACGGUGAAAGGGCCGCAUGAGCUUAUCCUCCUCUCAAGCAUGGACAAGUAUGAUGGAUACUUUAACGAUACGAUCAAACAUAAGCGACCGUAUUAUUGGGCCAUGUUAAUCGCCUGGGUCGGAGAAGACAAGGUCAUAGCGGAGAGACGGGGAAUCGGGUUUAUAUAUAACGACUGUAUGGACGUUAUUCUUCCUCCUGGAAGAGUGUGGAAAGAGAUUGUUUUGGCUUAG
Psilocybe cubensis is the source of this 2067-nucleotide messenger RNA. RefSeq lists its product as uncharacterized. The record is from RefSeq and is a predicted model, not a curated record. Lineage: Eukaryota; Fungi; Basidiomycota; Agaricomycetes; Agaricales; Agrocybaceae. The coding region runs from base 1 to 2067 and encodes 688 amino acids. The transcript has 3 exons.